GUAUUUUUUUUAUCAUUUCCGAUUCUCUUCGUCUCUGGCCUCCCUCUCUCGCUCGCUCGCUCGCGCGCUCGGUGGUUCGAUUGAUCGAUCGGUCGAUCGGUCGUUCGUUCGCCAGAAGCCAUGAAUUGACCGUUGGAGACCACCUCAUUUGGUUUUUCCGGCAAUGUUCUAUAGAUGGUUUCGGUUUUACCAUUUCUCGGCGGUCGGAUUUCUCGACUACUUGAAUUAAAAUCGGGCAUUGCUUGAUUCACUGAAUUACGUUGACGUUAGUAGCCAGAGGAAGAUCCAGGGUUCGGGUUAGAAAUGUUUCACAAGAUAAUAAAGCGUGGGCAUCGGAAGGUCUCCAAGUCGGAUGCCAAUGAGGCUGCUGUAUUUGGGCACGGUGCUUCCGCAUAUCGGAAUUCUGGAUCCGUUUCGACGUCGAAUAUUACAGUAAACCAUGCCUCUCGAACUACCGAUGCUUCUUCUGUUGCCAAUUCUCAGCAACAGUCAGGUGGGGCGGCAAAUGGCGCCGGCUCGGAGCGGGGGAGCGUUGUUGAAUCCAUGCCAGUAAUCGUUGAGACGCUUCCGUUGUUCAGAGAUGUCCCCGUCUCUGAGCGACAGAAUCUAUUUCUUCGGAAGCUGAGGAUUUGUUGUAUACUCUUUGAUUUCUCGGAUACAUUGAAAUCCAUUCGGGAGAAGGAGACCAAGCGACUGACUCUUAUUGAGCUUGUAGAUUUCAUACAAUCCGGUUCUAGCAAGAUUACUGAGAAUGUUCAGGAAGAAAUGAUUCGGAUGAUUUCUAUCAAUAUUUUUCGUUGUUUGCCUCCAGCUUCGCAUGAGAACACGGGAGCUGAAAAUACUGACCCAGAAGAAGAGGAACCGUAUAUUGAGCCUUCCUGGCCUCACUUGCAGAUUGUAUACGAACUGCUUCUCAGAUACGUUGUAUCGUCUGACACGGAUACUAAGAUCGCGAAGCGAUACAUAGAUCAUUCUUUUGUUUUGAAACUCCUGGAUCUUUUUGACUCCGAGGAUCCUCGUGAGCGGGAGUAUUUGAAGACUAUUCUCCAUCGAAUUUAUGGGAAAUUCAUGGUGCAUCGCCCAUUUAUAAGGAAGGCAAUAAACAACAUCUUCUACCGCUUUAUUUUUGAGACAGAGAGACACAGUGGAAUCGGCGAGCUGUUGGAGAUUCUUGGUAGCAUAAUAAAUGGAUUUGCCCUGCCAAUGAAGGAGGAACAUAAGUUGUUCCUUGUUCGGGCUCUUAUUCCACUCCACAAGCCUAAAGCGGCUGCCUUGUAUCACCAGCAGUUGUCAUACUGCAUUACCCAGUUUGUUGAAAAGGAUUAUAAACUGACGGAUACUGUCAUAAGGGGGUUACUGAAGUACUGGCCCGUCACCAACUGUCAGAAAGAGGUUCUCUUUCUAGGAGAGCUAGAAGAAGUGCUGGAGCUAACACAAUCGGCAGAAUUUCAACGAUGCAUGGUUCCUCUUUUUAGACAAAUAGGACGCUGCCUCAAUAGCUCGCAUUUCCAGGUAGCAGAAAGAGCCCUCUUCUUGUGGAACAAUGAACACAUUGUGGGUUUGAUUGCCCAGAACCGCAGCGUGAUAUUCCCAGUCAUCUAUGAGGCACUUGAGAAGAACAUACAGAGCCAUUGGAACGAGGCAGUCCAUGGGCUGACAGAAAAUGUGAGGAGGAUGUUCUUGGAGAUGGAUAAGGAGCUAUAUGAGCAAUGCCAAAGGCAAUAUCUAGAGAAAGAGGCAAAUGCUAAAGAAUUGGAGGAACAGCGAGAAUUGACUUGGAAGAGACUGGAAGCUGUUGCAGCAAAGUCUGGGGGAGAGGACAUGGUUAUGGUUAACUGAUUAAUUUGGGUUUGGAACUGAAAGGUGAUGGGCUAAAGGGUGAUGAUGUCCUUGUUCCAUUCUAGUGUCAUUUUUAGAUCUCGCACUGGGCUUAUCAAAGAAGCAAGAGAAUGGUGUAAUUUAAAAUUGUAUCAAAAAUAUGUGGAUAAUGUGCUGCAGAUUAUGAAUGGGUUGUGAAGAUUUCUAGUAAAUUUUCUCUGAAGAAAGGGGAGUAUUGAAUCUGUCUUCAUUUCAAACAGGUAAUCUGUAGCACAAAAUCACCUGUUUCCUGAAGUUUGUCAAGGGUCAUGAAUCUGGAGAUGUAAGCAAAUCAGUAUUUUCUUCCUUUCUUCCAGUUCUACGGAUCCUAACUACCAA
Molecule: messenger RNA, 2196 nt
Organism: Nelumbo nucifera (sacred lotus)
Lineage: Eukaryota; Viridiplantae; Streptophyta; Magnoliopsida; Proteales; Nelumbonaceae
Product: serine/threonine protein phosphatase 2A 57 kDa regulatory subunit B' beta isoform
Biological process (GO): signal transduction
Cellular component (GO): protein phosphatase type 2A complex
Molecular function (GO): protein phosphatase regulator activity; nucleic acid binding
Source: RefSeq, a predicted model, not a curated record